CUCGGCUCUUUGAUGGCUUUUCUCACGAUCUUUCCCCUCCUUCGCUUGCUCGAGGCUGCAAUGAGUUCAUCAAUUUCAUCUUCCUCGGAGCUCCUGGAGCAGGAGCGCUCUGAUUCGGCUGACCCUGUUGUACCAUAUAAUCUAUUUUGCCUACCCCCGAUCCUAGGAAGUCCCACGCAGGAUUUGCUGCGUCUUUUAACCCGGGCUGCGCGUCCGCCUGCAUCGGUGACGUCAUCCCCCGAAGCGGCUCCCCGGCGUUCAGGGUUGCUAUGGAAACGGACAGACCUGAGAGCGGAGAGACCCCUGCCCCCAUGGGAGGUUCCCUCUCCCCUCCCCUCUCCCGGUACAAGGCUCUGCCCCCGGCUGCUCCUCCCGGGGCGGUGCCGUGGGCUGUGCCCGCCAUCCAUCCCCUCCCCUCUCCCGGUACAAGGCUCUGCCCCCGGCUGCUCCUCCUGGGGCGGGGGCGGCGGCAUCCCUGCCUGCCCAGGCUCGCCUUUCUCCUCCUGCCCUGGCUGGGACCCCGUCUGAGCUGCGCCUCCCCCGCCCCCCGAUCGUGGCGGCAGCGGCGGGGGGGCGGUGGCGGCGGCGGGGACACACCUUGGCCCGGACCCGACCGACCCCACCCUCAGGACGGGAGCAACUCGAUACUAAGGUAUGCUCUCCCUUUUCCUUUGCUGCCGAGCUCCGCUGACAUGCUGACACCACAAAGAGCCUCGCAUACUCCCGCUCACCUGAGCGCCCUGAGCAUUUAUCCUCGCGUCUACGGGAAAUCAAACUUGAUAUUAAUCUCUUAUCCAAACUACCACACUCGGGCCUCGUCUGAUUGUCCUCUAGUUCAUACCGCGGCCACAUCUUUUCUGAGUCUGUUAAGUUUGCAUUUGAAGAAAAAGGCUCCCCACCCCACCGAAGGUUUCCCCAGAUUCUCAGUGCUAAUCUCAGGGGACUGUCUCUCGGGAUAUUAUCACUACAGCACUCGCAGCAGAAUAUGCACACCGAUUUCUAACAGUUAUGAGGAUAAAUUAAAAGAACCAAGGAGAGAGAGAAAGAGCAAGAUUCCAAUCGCGGCGCUCCGGAGUGGCGGUGCGGGAACGAUCCCCUGCGCCACCGCUGCUGGCCCCACGCCAAGCCCAGCACCGCAAUCCAGCCCCGCUCUCACAGCGCCCGCCCUCCCUGACACCGGGGCACACCGAGCACCGCACCCCUGCGCUCCAGAGCACAAAACACCCCUUCCCACCGCUCUCACCUGAGAAACACAGCACCCCUUCAGCCGCUGCCGCCUCUCUCGCUCCUCCCGAGCUUCUUGGCCUCCCACACCCUCUGCACCGCACCUGGGCCCCGCCAGUGCCGCGGGCUGGGGGGCAGCAGCUGCACCUUCCUCUGCCUCUGCUCCAGCCCUUGCCCAGGUGCCUCGGCUCCCUUCGUGCUCGCCACCAACUGAUGGCUUCAGAAGGCUGACCUGGAGCAGAGGCCAGGCACAGUUACACAAAAAGCAGGCAUUUGUUAAAAGGCCUCCACGGAGCCACCUUGGGCAGAACAAGAGCCCAGCCAGGCUACGCCCAAGAUGAACCAAAAUGGCCACAAAAUGGACGAGGUCAUGAGGUCGGUCACUUUUAUCAGUUCUGCUCCAUUUGCAUCUUGGAGUUAAUUGUCCAAUUAUAGCUUUAGCUGAUGAAGUCCCAUCCUUCUUGUUUUUCUCUCUUCAGUCCACAUUGUUUAUGCUCUUGGGCCUGAGGUUUGGAUUAUUUGUCCUUGGGUUCCCAGCUAGAGCAGGAAUUGUUUUGUCUCCCUGCUCUGUGAACAGAGCUCAGCAUCCCUUAAUAUGAAGCCCAGAGCCACAGAGUAAGGCAGCACAGAAUCUGAAAAAUAGAAAAGGCAAAACCUGUGGAAUCAAAUCCAUGGGACACCCCCACACUCACCAGACCCCCCCCCCCAGGGCACUCCCCAGGCCCCCCCCAUUGAUUGAAGCCCCCCAAAACACCCCCAGACCCUCCUCCCUCAGCUCCCUGAGCCCCCGGCCCGUGUUCUCACCUGGGAAACCCAGAAUCUUUGGGAAUUCUCAACUGGGAAGCCCCAAAUCCCUGGAAACCUCACCUGGCCCCCCCAAAACCACACCUGGGAUGCCCAAAACCUCACCUGGGGUGCCCAACACCUCACCUGGGACCUCCAAACCUCACCUGGGAGCCCCCAAAAUCUCUUUAUGACCCCCCAAAACCUCACCUGAGCUCCAAACCUUACCUGGGACCCCCCAAAGCCCCCAAGAAUCCCCAAAACUUCAUCUGGGACUCCCCCAAACCCCCCAACAGCCUCCAAACUCCACCAGAACCCCCCAAACACUGGUGACAGUGGGACAGACUGUGGCACUGGCUUGGUGGUACUGGAAUGAUGACACAGGGGUGGUGGCACUGGGACAGGCCCAGGGUCCCUGGGGUGGUGACAGUGGGAUAGAACUGGUGGCAUUGGGAUGGAACUGGUGACACUGGGGUGGUGACACUGGGGCAACCCUGGUGGCACUGGGCUGGUGGCAGUGGGAUGGAACUGGUGGCACUGGGACAGGGAUACUGGAACAGGAAUGGGGACACUGGGAGGGGAGACUGGGAUGGGGACGUCAGGAAGGGACUGGGUGCACUGGGCUGGUGCACUGGGGUGGAACGGGUGACACCAGGACACAACAGGUGACCCUGGAAUGGGGACACUGGGACACAACUGGUGACAUUGGGGCAGGGACACUGGGACAGGAUGGGGGGCAGUGGGAUGAGACUGGAGACACUGGGCUGAAACUGGUGGCACUGGGCUGGUGACACUGGUAUGGGGACAAUGGAGUGGUGGCACUGGGAGCACUGGGCUGGUGGCACUGGGAUUGAACUGGGGACACUGGGCUGGAACUGGGUUGGUGACAUUGAGUGAUGGCACUUGGGUGGUGACAGUGGAAUAGAACUGGUGGCGCUGGGAUUGAACUGGGGACACUGGGGUGGUGACAGUGGGGCAGCCCUGGAGACACUGGAUUGGUGGCACUGGGCUGGUGGCGCUGGGAUGGAACUGGUGACACCAGGACAGGACUGGUGGCAGUGGCACAGGGACACUGGCACUGAACUGGUGCCACUGGACGGGUGGCACUGCCACGUCCCUGGUGCUACCUGUGCAGUGUCCCCAUGACCCUGCAGUGUCCCUGGACUUGGCCUGCACUGCCCUGGGGGUGGCUGAGGACGGUGUAAAUCUCUGUCCAAAGUUUCUCUCAUCUGCCUCAGGAUCAUUGGGAAAAGGACAGAAACUGGGGCCACUGAAAAGACCCUGGCUGGAAUCCUGGUCUUGCUCAGGACAGUUGUUCACCAAGACCCUGAGGCCUGAGCAAAGCCCUUGGCUUGCCAAGCUGUUGUUUGCAGGUGUGUUUGCUUCCAUGGAAGACUGAACCUAGUGAAAAGGAGACACCUUGCCCUUUUCUUGUGCCUGCUUCACAACAAAGGCCCUGGAAUUUCCCCGCCUCUCAGCUUGGCUGGACUUUUCUGGGGUACCUUUGGUGGUCCCCACAGAAGACCCCACAUCUGCUUCACAGCCACCGUGAUGGACUGAGAUGGGAGAAGCCUCUCCCUCAAGGACUGAGACAUGAGACCCCUGUGUGGAGAAGCUCCCCCUCCUCCCAAGGACUGGGACUGAAACCCCUCACCUGGGGGAGGUGUGUGGGGGAGGCGAGCUGACCAAAGUGAGAUGUGCACCUGCAGGUGUGACCAUUGGACCAAGAAGACAGUGGUUCUCACCCACUGCUGAGAAUAUGGACUGUUUGUACCCUUCUUCAAUACCUUUCUUUUUUCCCCCCCAGAAAUUACAAUAGACUAUUCUGUACUACUUUUGAUUCGAUUUCAAGACUCAUCCCCUUCCCCCAUCAAAAAAGACUAUAACAGGAGUUCGAAUCGACCAGAGUCUUUGAGAUCUCCCCUGACGUGACCAGGCGAGCUCCAUCGACUGAAGACUUUGAAGGCCUUUGUGUCUCUACUUUUGCUAGCUAUAUAGCUUCCUUUCUUUUCCUCCCUCUUUUUUCUUCCUCUUCCCUUUUUCCCCAAUUCCCCCCAAUGCAUUUUGCUGUGGUCAUUGAAUAAAAGUGCAUUUGGUUUUUGAUUGUUACUGCAAA
Haemorhous mexicanus (house finch) is the source of this 4123-nucleotide messenger RNA. RefSeq lists its product as uncharacterized. NCBI's taxonomy places the organism in Eukaryota, Metazoa, Chordata, Aves, Passeriformes, Fringillidae. The record is from RefSeq and is a predicted model, not a curated record. The coding region runs from base 270 to 1247 and encodes 325 amino acids. The transcript has 2 exons.